CAUCACUCCACUCUCCCCAACUUGUAUUAACUGCUCCUGAGGCCACAAGGGACUUGGGUUUGACCUCUGAAACUCCAUAUUCAUCACAAUUCACUGCUUCAACUUCAACCAAGAGAACAUCACCAGAUGCCUCCCAAUGCCUAAUACAAGCUCCUCACUUCAAACCCACAAUGCUGAUCCUAUUUCUAACACGUCUCUCUCUUCUUUUUUCUUUGUUCUUCGUUCCUGCUUCUGGGUAUGGAUCUAUGGCCCCAAUUGCAGCUGCAUUCGGUGACAAUGGUUUCUUUUGCGCCAUUGAUGCGGGUGGCAAGCAAGAGGUCAUAUGUUGGCAAAGGAACAAAAACGAGUCCUCGUCUUUGUCAUCGCCGUAUAUUAGUUCUCUUCCUCCAAUGGCGUCUCUCUCGGGUGGCGAGGGGUUCAUGUGCGGUAUUACAUCGAACACUUCUCAGGCCUAUUGCUGGGACUUGUCAAAUUCAGGUAGAGAUCUCGUUCCUCGGGGUUUCCGAUAUACUUCCUAUAUGCAAAUUGCGGCUGGAUCCAAUCAUGUGUGUGCCAUUAGAGGAUCCUAUUAUUCGAAUACUGAUCACGGCAAUGUUGAUUGUUGGGAAUUUGAUCAAACAUUGAUGAAUGGUAACAAAACUACGGGUUUUGUUAAUAAUUCUUCGUUUCAUGAUCCGCACAUUGAGAGCUUUGGGUUUAAGAAGAUUGUGUCUGGUGAAGGAUUUAGCUGUGGUGCAGUUAGUGAUGGUGGGGUUGCUUGCUGGGGUCCCAAAUCUGGGACUUUAGGCGUGUCAGCUGUUUCUGAGGAUUUUGAAACCUUAGCUUCAGGGAGGGGUUCAGUUUGUGGGAUUUCUACUGUGUCUGGUGAAGUAGAAUGCUGGGGUGAUGCUGAUGAAUUUGGAGCUCCACCGGUGGGGACUAAUUUUGUGGGUUUAUCAGCCGGCGCCAGUCACUUCUGCGGGGUUCUAAAGGAUGAUCAUGAAGUCCAAUGUUGGGGGAACAUUGAUGGUGCAGUGGUCCCAAAGGGAUCUGGGUUUAUUGCAAUUGCAUCCUCUGAUUUCACCAUAUGUGGUGUUAGAGAAGUUGAUCUGAUUCUUGAUUGCUGGGGUGUUCAUUUGCAGUCUACUCUGGAUUAUAAUCCUCCUUUGCAGUUAUGCAGUCCAGGAGUUUGUUCAUCGGGUGGAUGUGGCGAUGGCAAAUUUGCUUUUAACGCAAGCAUACUCAAUGAGCCGGACUUGAUGAGCUUGUGCGUUAGAAAGGAUUUGAAAAUCUGCUUGCCUUGUGGUUCAAAUUGUUCUGAAGGCUUUUUCCCUUCUAGUGUGUGUACUGAGAAUGCAGAUAGGAUGUGCAUUGCUUGUUCUCUCUGCCAGAACAGCUCUUGUUGGGAUGUUUGUGGUCUUCCUCCUUCAUCGGAUAUUUCACCUCAGGAGCGGCAUGAAAUGAAGAAACUAAUCCUCAUUAUUGGAUCAUCUGCAUUGGGUUCCAUACUAGUUUUGUCUCUGUGUUGUCUUCUUCCCAGGAUGAUUAAGUCUAAGAAUGAAGAGAAGGAGAAAAAUUGGUGCAUCUCUUGUGUAAGCAAGCCAGGGGUGGAGGCUGACCCCAGCCCUGAUCCACAAACCCCUCUCCCUGUGACCCCAUGUGUUGGAACAACACAGGUGUUCAGGCUCUCGGAGCUAAAAGACGCUACAAAUGGUUUCAAGGAGUUCAAUGAGCUUGGUCGAGGAAGCUACGGCUUUGUUUACAAAGCGGUUCUUGCAGAUGGUAGGCAAGUAGCAGUCAAGAGGGCUAAUGCUGCUACCAUAAUUCAUGCCAACAGCCGAGACUUCGAAGCAGAACUGGAAAUUCUAUGCAAUGUUAGGCAUAAUAAUAUUGUGAACUUGUUGGGUUAUUGCGCUGAAAUGGGGGAGAGGCUAUUAGUCUACGAAUUCAUGCCUCAUGGAACGCUGCACGACCAUCUCCACGAGGAGCUCUCUCCCCUGAAUUGGAACCUGAGGUUGAAGAUUUCAUUGCAGGCGGCUAGAGGGCUCGAGUACCUCCACAAGGAAGCCACACCUCCAAUUGUUCACAGGGAUGUGAAGACCUCAAACAUUCUUUUGGACUCUGACUGGGGAGCAAGAAUAGCAGACUUCGGGCUUUUGAGUGUUAAUGACAGGUACUUAAAUGGAGGUAUGGAGAGUGAUGUCUACAAUUUUGGAAUUGUUCUGUUAGAGAUUUUGAGUGGAAGAAAAGCUUAUGACAGGGAUUAUACACCUCCAGGAAUUGUUGAAUGGGCAGUUCCUUUGAUAAGGCAGGGCAAGGCAGCUGCCAUUAUAGACCACAAUGUUCCUCUGCCAAGAAAUGUAGAACCCCUUCUGAAGCUUGCGGACAUAGCAGAGCUUGCAUUGAAGGAAAAUCCUAAUGAACGUCCUACCAUGCCUGAGGUGGUGGUCUGGUUGGAUCAGAUUCUGAAGACUGGAUUGAUCUUUUAAUGGGGAACUGCUUUUUGUAGCUGCUUCCCUCCUGUAAUGUAAAUUAGUUCAAGUCCUUUUGUACUAUUUUUUUUCCUGGUUUUUUUUCUCCUCUUCACAAAGUGAAGGAGAGCGUAAUUGCUGCGGCAAAUGUUUUUGCA
Vitis riparia (riverbank grape) is the source of this 2608-nucleotide messenger RNA. Its product is annotated as serine/threonine-protein kinase-like protein CCR2. Gene Ontology annotation, molecular function: ATP binding; protein kinase activity. The record is from RefSeq and is a predicted model, not a curated record. The transcript has a single exon. Lineage: Eukaryota; Viridiplantae; Streptophyta; Magnoliopsida; Vitales; Vitaceae. Gene Ontology annotation, biological process: protein phosphorylation. The coding region runs from base 171 to 2468 and encodes 765 amino acids.